AUCAUAUUUUUAGCUGAGAGACAUCUUCUUCAAUUCCCUUGUAUAAAUCUUCAACUCCCCUCAAACUUCCAGGCCAAAAGUUUCAUCUCAACUCUAUAUACCUCCCUCUCUCUCUAGACAACAUGGGCAACUACAUUUCUUGCAGCCUAGCAACCCCAAUAUUGAGCAAGCAUGGGAAACCUGCAGCCACCAAAGUGAUCAUCCCAAGCGGCGAAAUCAAACAAUUUCACGUCCCCAUAAAAGCCGCCGAGCUCAUGCUCGACACCCCAAACUUCUUCCUCGUGAACACCAAGUCUCUUCGUGUCGGAAGAAGAUUUUCACCUCCCAAUGCCGACGAAGACUUAGAUAUCGGCGACGUAUACGUCACGUUCCCCAUGAUAAGGCUCAACUCCACCGUCACAACGACUGAUAUGGGGCCACUGUUCCUCAAGGCCACCGCGUCCAGCUCCUCAAGCAAGUGGGCUUCCGGGAGAAACGUGAAGGUGAGGCCGGCUGAUGAUCACCAUCAGGCCACGAAAUUUGCUCAUGAUGACGGCGAAGAGGGUAAGAUGAUUGAGAGUUGGAGGGAAAGUUCGGAUAAUAAGGCGGCGAUGCCGAAGUUGAAUUUGGAUGAUAUAGAAGAUUUCUCGGCGCCGGAGUUCAUGCACAGAUUGUCUAUGAGUAGGUCAAAGAAGCCAUUGCUGGAGACCAUAGCAGAAGAGCCUGCAGUUUCUGUUUCUUCAAGGUGAUUAUUAUUCAUGGCAUGUACAGUAGGGUUAUUUAUGGAAUUUUAGCCCUGUCAACGUGGGCUUUCACCUCUCCACCACUGGAA
Messenger RNA from Pyrus x bretschneideri (Chinese white pear), 811 nucleotides. RefSeq lists its product as uncharacterized. The coding region runs from base 123 to 728 and encodes 201 amino acids. The record is from RefSeq and is a predicted model, not a curated record. Lineage: Eukaryota; Viridiplantae; Streptophyta; Magnoliopsida; Rosales; Rosaceae. The transcript has a single exon.